AUGAGUACUGGGUGCCCAACACGUGUCACUGUCGAGUUCUCUGCCACGGUGACGAGGCUGUUGGCGCACACUCCUUCCUGUCAAUACAAGGGAUCCAAGUACAAGAAGACGUGGAUUGAUUGGGAUGGUAUUAUCGGUGUCGGGGCACACUCUGCCCUUAAGCGCCCUGUGCAGCAAAAUUUUACCGCCGUCAAGAAUGAGACCGCCAGAGAAGCGGCCUACAUCGCAAAGGUCCUCCGCGGUGGGGACACAGUAGAGACCGGCUUCAACGUGACCGCUAAGCUAUGGGGUAUUGGACAUCCCAUCGACCUCGCCCUGGUGAAUGGCACCGACCGCAAUCCAUACUUGUUGCCUCCCAAGUCAUUAAUGGACCUCCCAUCGUAUCGUUGGAAUCACAUGAGGACAUUCUGGCACGGGCCCUACGCCAUACAAUCGAACCGAUUCCCAGCGUUCCCGCGAACAAAAAAACUCCUGGGCGUGACCGCCGAUACGUAG
Molecule: messenger RNA, 495 nt
Organism: Emericellopsis cladophorae
Lineage: Eukaryota; Fungi; Ascomycota; Sordariomycetes; Hypocreales; Bionectriaceae
Product: Polyketide synthase
Exons: 1
Coding region: 1-495 (164 amino acids)
Molecular function (GO): transferase activity
Source: RefSeq, a predicted model, not a curated record